Messenger RNA from Tribolium castaneum (red flour beetle), 1291 nucleotides. RefSeq names its product Elongator complex protein 4 (gene Elp4). Gene Ontology annotation, biological process: tRNA wobble uridine modification. NCBI's taxonomy places the organism in Eukaryota, Metazoa, Arthropoda, Insecta, Coleoptera, Tenebrionidae. The record is from RefSeq and is a predicted model, not a curated record. The transcript has 6 exons. Bases 79 to 1158 code for a protein of 359 amino acids. Gene Ontology annotation, cellular component: elongator holoenzyme complex; transcription elongation factor complex; cytoplasm.
CAUCGCACUGAAGAAAGUUCAAUUAUUAGAUACAGACUCGAAGUCGUUAGAGUAGGUUAUUUAUUAAAUUACAAUUAAAUGGAAAAGCCUUCAAAAGGAAAUUUAAAAGUUCCGGGGACUAUUAUAAAUAGUCAAAAUGCUCAGCUACUAACUUCGUCUGGAAUUCAUUCUUUGGACUCUAUAUUGGGAGGCGGUUUGCCCGUGGGGACCGUCAGUAUUAUAGAGGAAGAUAUUUACGGUUCCCAUGCAAAAAUCAUGUUGGACUAUUUCCUCGCUGAGGGAAUCGUCAGCAAACAUUCUACACUAGUCGCCAGUUUUGAUACAAACCCUUAUGACAUAAUCAAAAACCUUCCUGCUGUGAUUACUAAUGAUCCUGAGGAGUGUCCAAUUCGUUCCGAAACCUCAAGUGAGAAAAUGAAAAUAGCAUUCAGAUAUCAGAACUUGCCAACAGCGGAAAAAGAGUCUUAUAGCAUAGGUCACAAUUUUGAUUUGUCCAAAUCUAUGUCACUUGAAGACAUAGAAAAUUCCGACAUUUGUUACUGGAAUGGACAGAGGAAGGAAACUGGUAACAGCAUGUUUGCGAAUCCUGCCUAUAACGAAUUACUGAAAGCUGUGAAAGAGAAAAUCAAAGAAGGGAAAUUCUUUUUAAAAGAUAAUCCCCCUAAUAGGACCAUCCUUCGAAUAGGCAUCCACUCUCUGGGGUCCCCCAUGUGGUUGCCCCACAAGAAUUCAUUCCACUUAAUGAAUGAAAGCCGCGAUUUGGAUAUGUUUAUAUUUUGUCUUAGAGCUCUGGUGAGAUCUGCUUUUGCUGUGGCUGUGAUAACGAUACCAACACAUCUAUAUCAUGAAAACUCUCUCGACAGGUGCAUUCACUCCAGUGACAUUGCAAUGAGACUACAAACGUUCUCUGGAACGGAAUUAGAAAAUAAUUUUAGCCUGUCUGAUUAUCACGGUUUCUUUCAUUUGACUAAAUUAGCAGCGAUCAAUUCGUUUGCGUCAAAACAUCCAGGAUCAGUUGAAUAUGUGUUCAAGUUGAGGAGGAAAAAGUUUCAUAUAGAAAAACUACAUUUGCCUCCAGAUGUGCAGGAGGUUCACGAAAAAAAUGCUACUCCAUCCAUGGGGUGUGGAAGUAGCACGAAACACCUUUUAGAGUUUUAAUUCAUUGAACGGUACCUUUGAUUGAUUACCAGUUAUUUAUUUCAGAGUAUUAUAUUUUUCACGUUUUUAUGUCCAUAAUGAUCAGUGAUGUGAUAUAAUUACUGUAGUGAUAAAUAAAGUACAUGUUUUCGUA